This is a messenger RNA of Drosophila grimshawi, 1673 nucleotides long. RefSeq names its product ubiquitin-conjugating enzyme E2 R2. Bases 410 to 1429 code for a protein of 339 amino acids. The record is from RefSeq and is a predicted model, not a curated record. Gene Ontology annotation, molecular function: ubiquitin conjugating enzyme activity. The transcript has 3 exons. Gene Ontology annotation, biological process: ubiquitin-dependent protein catabolic process; protein polyubiquitination. NCBI's taxonomy places the organism in Eukaryota, Metazoa, Arthropoda, Insecta, Diptera, Drosophilidae.
UAUGGCGAAUAUGUGUAAAGUGAAAUUGUUCCAAACGAAAUAAUAAUAAUAAUACAAAGCUCUAGCAAGCCGCAAUUAAAUAAAAAAAUAUAUAUAUUUUUCGGCGAAAUAAGCGACAUUUGGCGAACGCAACGCAUUUUGGCCCAAUCGCUUAUCCAAAAUUUUCAAGUUCCAUUUGCAAAAACAAUUUUCAUGUGUGUGAGUGCCGCUGCUCACCUUGAAUCCAUCGUCGACGUCGUCGCUGCUGCUGCUCUUGUUGUUGUUGGUGGUGUUGUUGUUUUCCCCUCCGUAAGCGUCUACAUAUAAGAUAUUGACCCUGUACGCCUGAUACAUAUUUAAAACACACACACAUCGAUACAUACAUAAGUUGCUGCUGCAUAGAAACACUUUACAAUUGUUAGGUGAACAAAUGACCACCGCUGCCUCGACAUCGCAAAAUGCGCCAUCAACAUUGAUGGGUGCUGUCGGAGCCGUAGGAGGCGGCGGCAGCAGCGGCACUGGGUCGACGACGACAACGACACCGAGCAGUUCGGCGGUGCGUGCUUUGGCCAUGGAAUAUAAGUCGCUGCAGGAGGAGCCUGUCGAGGGAUUUCGUGUCAAGCUAAUGAACGAUGAUAAUCUCUUUGAAUGGGAGGUGGCCAUCUUUGGGCCGCCAGACACACUAUAUCAGGGUGGCUAUUUCAAGGCGCACAUGAAAUUUCCACACGACUAUCCAUACUCGCCGCCAUCAAUACGCUUCCUCACCAAGGUGUGGCAUCCGAAUGUGUACGAGAAUGGAGAUCUAUGCAUAUCGAUACUGCAUCCGCCGGUCGAUGAUCCGCAAAGCGGUGAGCUGCCCUGCGAACGUUGGAAUCCCACACAGAAUGUGCGAACAAUUCUCCUCUCGGUUAUAUCGCUCCUCAAUGAGCCCAAUACAUACUCGCCGGCCAAUGUGGAUGCUUCGGUGAUGUAUCGCCGAUGGCGGGACUCACAGGGCAAGGACAACGAAUAUCCGAACAUAAUCCGAAAGCAAGCACUAGCCGCCUAUGCGGACGCCAAGCGGGAGGGAAUUGUGGUGCCAAUGACACUGGAGGACUAUUGCCUAAAGCCGACGGUUAAGCCGAGUGCCGGUUCCGGUCUGGAUACAAAUUUCUAUGAUGAUGAUUUCGAUUUGGAGACCGAAGACUUGCCCACAGAUUCGGAUGAGGAUGAUGAUGAGGAUGACGACGAUGAUGAUGACGACGACGACGCUGAUGAUGAUGAUGAUGCCGAUGCUGCUGGUGAUGACGAGGGCGGUGCAAAGGAUGGCGGUGGCGACAGUUCAGCGAAUAGCAAAAAUAAUGUGAAUAACAAGAAAUGCACGAACAACAAUGGUCUGGUGUCGGCGAAAUCGACUGCCACAGAUGAUGCCGAGUCCGCUGAUGACAGCGGCAAGGGCGAGACAACAUAAUGCAGUUAAACCCGCUCCGUCUCCACCAUUGCUCCCCCUGCCCAAGGCGUCCGCGUAGCAUUUAAUUGAUGUAACACAUGUGAAAAGAAAAAAUAGAGCUAGGAGAGACGCCCCCUAAGGUCAAUCGCUGGCUUAACAUUUCUCUCAAUACAAUUAUGAUUUCUUCUCUUUUAUGUUUAAUUAUGUACAAUUGUAAAACUGAAACGCGAAUCGCUUCCCCAAAUAGCCCCGCUUUCAAUCCUCA